GGGAAUGUUGGUCUACGUGCGUUUUUGUGCACCGUCUGAAAGGGAAGUCAACGGAGGCAAGUCUAAGCGCCAAGUAUCAUACUAUCAUACGGCAAAGCAGCUUGUUUGACCGCCGCCAGGAGACGCUGCUCAGUAUGGCCAUCUUGCAGCGAAGUUGUUGCGGUUGCUGUGACGUAAAGACCGGCUCCAUCGUGGUCGCAAUCAUCUGGAUCAUCUUGACCCUGAUUGGCCUCGGUUACACCUCCUACCGCGUGUACCUAGUCUCACUACUCGGACUUGUGUCGCCAACCGAUGUCGUCCUCCUGAUUUUGUACAUUGUUAACUUCAUUGUCCAUAUCCUGCUCAUCAUUGGAGUGGCCCAGGAGGUGCGCCCUCUGAUCCUGACAUGGGUGAUUGUCACUAUCAUCUGCACGGUCGUUUCCCUGAUCGUCUAUGUCUACGUGACGGUGGCGACCAUCGCAAUCAUCGGGGCCCUCGCCUCCGGAAGUGAUGACCAAGGCGUGAUCGUAGGAGCCGGUGUAGCGAGCCUCGCUAUCGUUUGGAUCAUCUGGGGCGUUUUCUUCAUCCUGACGGUGUACGGCUGCCUCGUGGUGUUCUCUCACUACCAGAACCUGCGUGACGCGGCGCUGGGACAGGGGCAGCAGCAGAUGGUGGCAAUGGGCAACCAACCCUACAUGAUGGGCAACCAACCCGCCGUGGCGGGCAACCAACCCUACGGUUACCAACCCUACGGCAACCAACCGGCCAUGGAGAACAAGCAACCCGCUAUGAUGGGUCCCCAACCGGGUUUGGGUCAAGAAUCUAACGACGUUAAGCUGUAGGGACGAUGCCACUUGGCCCUACAUACAGUCACCGACGAGACGUCAAGGAGAUCCACUUUUCGUGUAGAGGAUAUGCUUUUAUCUAUCGCUUUUUUUAUUAUCUUAAUUUGAAACAGUUAUAAUUAUGGCAAAGCACAAAGGUUGAAAAUCCUUUGUUUGUCCAAAGAUUUUUUACCCACGUGUGAAUGCAAUAAACGUGUCUUUAUUUUGUGUAAAUCCGUCAAGAAUCAAGCUUUUAUUUUAGAACGUGGUAGCAAAAAUUUUAGACUACUUUUAAAACAAAAAUCGAAGAGAAAAUUGUUUUAUACUUGAAAUGUACUUAGUGGCAAAUAUACUUUUAUUAUUUCUGUUGCAAAUUGCAUUGCAUUUAUGUUUAUUCUACUAUUAAAGCAAAAUCUAUAA
Molecule: messenger RNA, 1223 nt
Organism: Branchiostoma floridae (Florida lancelet)
Lineage: Eukaryota; Metazoa; Chordata; Leptocardii; Amphioxiformes; Branchiostomatidae
Exons: 8
Coding region: 135-821 (228 amino acids)
Source: RefSeq, a predicted model, not a curated record